AUGGGCAACGGAGCCAAGGCCGCUCAGAAACGGGAGCGUAACACGAAGGAUUCCAAGAAGGAACCAAGCAGUCAGCUGAAGAAGAACGCAGCAGCCCAGUCCAUCAAGUGCAAAAUCUGCUUUGCCACAUUCCAGAGCACCUCGGCUCGCAAAGGCCUGGAGGACCACGCUGCCAACAAACACAGCAAGAAAUACGAGGAGUGUUUCGUCUAA
Fonsecaea erecta is the source of this 213-nucleotide messenger RNA. RefSeq lists its product as hypothetical. Lineage: Eukaryota; Fungi; Ascomycota; Eurotiomycetes; Chaetothyriales; Herpotrichiellaceae. The record is from RefSeq and is a predicted model, not a curated record. The transcript has 2 exons. The coding region runs from base 1 to 213 and encodes 70 amino acids.